Molecule: messenger RNA, 1715 nt
Organism: Priapulus caudatus
Lineage: Eukaryota; Metazoa; Priapulida; Priapulimorpha; Priapulimorphida; Priapulidae
Product: paramyosin-like
Exons: 10
Coding region: 1-1518 (505 amino acids)
Source: RefSeq, a predicted model, not a curated record
AUGUCUAAGAUUAUAUGCAUAUUUAUAGCAUCUUCACGCUACACUACGGUGCAUCUGACGGAGCACGAGAGCAAGGUGGAGGAGGCGGAGGAGAAGCUGGUAGCGGCGAGGGAGGAGGCGGCGCUGCAGGAGACGCAGGCGCGCGUGCUCGUCGCCGAGAUGACGAGGGCAUCGUCGCAGCUCGCCGCCGCCGAGAAGCGAACAAAAGAGCAGUCGGAUCGCAUCGCCGACCUGCAGCGGCGACUCAGAUCUGCGGAGAGCGAGCUGAGCGAGAGAGACUUCGACGCGACGGAGCUGCGAGCGGCUGCCGCGGAGAAGCAGGCACUUCUGCAGCAGCGAACCCUGCAGGUUCAGUGUUUGGAGCAACAGUUCAAGACUUUCCGCGUCAACAUGGAACAGCAAGCGUUGCAACUCAAUCAGCAUCUAGAGGGCGCCGUGCAGAAAGAACGCGCGAAGGACACACAGAUUCAGGAGCUGCAGCGGCAUCUCGACGCGUCUCAGCUCGAGACGCGAGACGUCGCCGCGAGACUCGGCGAGGCGAGGCAGAAGAGCGAGGUGGACGGUGCUGCCAUCUGUAAGCUCGUCUCCGACCUCGAGCGCAUCGUCGCGUUCCAGAAGGAUGAGGUCGCGACCUUGACCCGGGAGCUCGACGCAAAGACGCGCGCUGUCGCCGCGGAGACUGACACGUGGAGGGACAGCGAGCGACAGGUGAGAGAGAGGCUGCACGAAGCAUCCGUUAAGCUGGAGCAUGUUGAGGAGAGGGAGAGCACGCUGAGAACAGAGUUACAGCAGCUCGCUAACAUAUACAACAGGAAAGAGGCGGACGCAGAACGGAUGACGGACGAGAUCGGGGCGCUGCGAGUGAGGGAGGCAUCGCUCGCCACAGAGCUGGAGCAGCAGCAGAGGGAGUUGCAGCAGCAGCGCACGCAGCAUCAAUCUCAGGUGGCGUCGCUGCAGACUGAGUUGCGUCGUUGCGGGGAUGAGAGUCGCGAGAGUCGGGACGCGGCGAGCAGAGACAUUCGACAGCGGGAAAACAAGCUACAGGCACUGAUGACGCAGCUAAACGACUGCCAGAGGCAGCUGCAUGAAGCUAGAGUGACCAUACACUCGCAGGAGUCACGCAAUCGACAUCUCAGUGGCCAACUGAGGACGUAUGAAGAUGGCCAGUAUUUGUUUUCGCCCGAACAAGCGCUGCUGCAACACAGAACGUCGAGCGUGUACGACGAGCCGGAUACGCCAACGAAAUCCAUGUCGAAUCACUCUUCCAAGGCUGAAGACCGGAACAAGAUCUUCGACUAUCGCGUCAAGGAAAUCGACGAGUCUGGCUCCAGGAGGGUUUCGAUUGCAGGUGGCAGCACUGGUGAAAACCGUGACGAGUCGCAGACAUUCCAGGGCAUGUUGGAUAAAGUGUUGUUAGAGAUCGAUGGUCAUCAUCACACAUCGCAUAACCACACCGCAAGUUACCCGGCACAGAGAGACACCGACAGUAACUCCUCGUACUCUGUACAUCCUAACUGAUUCAUAUCGACAAUGUAUUUUUAUAUAUGUUCAUGAUUUUUGUAUUUAUAAACUACUGUAUAUAAAUUUUAUACGGAUCUCGUCGAAAAGGUUUCUUUGUACAUAAACUGAACGUGUUUUUAUUAAAUGUACUAGGUGAAGCCUGUAAAAUAAUAGAGCUUUUGAAGAUUGUAAUAAACUUUUUUUUAUUGUCAUAA